CUCCCGCAAAGUUCACUCCGAAUCCUGAACGAGAGCGCAGGCCAAGCAGGCGAACAAAGCAAAGCAUGGCCACGCGCGUCGCGGCAGCAACGCUCCUCCCCGUCCUCUCGCUGCUGCUCCUGCUGCGCACGGGCUCCUGCUCCGACGACUACUCGGCGUUCGUGUACGCCGGGUGCUCGCAGGGGCGCUACGCAGCCGAUUCCCAGUACGCGUCGGGGGUGGACUCCGUGCUCACCUCGGUUGCCAACAGCGCGCCCUACGCCUCCUACGCCAACUUCACCGCGCCGUCCGACUCCUCCCUGGUCGGCCUCUACCAGUGCCGCUCCGACCUCCCGGCCUCCGUCUGCACCGGCUGCGUCCGCUCCGCCAUCUCCAGGCUCUCCUCGCUCUGCGCCUGGUCCGCUGGUGGCGCGGUGCAGCUGCGCGCCUGCUUCGUGCGCUACGGCAACGACUCGUUCCUGGGGAAGCCGGACACGACCGUGCUGUUCAAGAAGUGCGGCGGCACGCCCGGGGACUCCGGCGGGGUGGCCAUGCGUGACUCGGCGCUCGGCGCGCUCGUGGCCGCGGCGGCGCCGGAGGGCGGAGGGUACCGCGCCGGUGGCUCGGGCGCCGUGCAGGCCAUGUCGCAGUGCGUGGGGGACCUCGGCGCCAAGGCGUGCUCCGACUGCGUCUCGGCCGCGACCACGCAGCUCAAGGCCGGGUGCGGCUACGCCACGGCGGGCGAGGUGUACCUCGGCAAGUGCUACGCGCGCUUCUGGGUCAACGGCGGCGGAGGAUUCAGCAGCGGCGCCGGGCGGCAUGGAUUCGGGCUAGGCCACGCGGUCGCCACCGGUUUCUUUGCUUCUUUGGCCUAUGUCUCGCUUGCCACAUAGGUUUAGUUCACUAGUUGCAUCAUGAUGUUGAAGACUUGAGUAGUAGCUAUGCUGUGUUUUAUCAUCUUGUAUGAUAAUUGUGCAGUGCAGUUUUUGCUCUUGUGCUUAAGGUAAGAUGAGGUUCUCGUAGGUUAACUGGGUCUGUUUCUCAAGUGUGUAACUGUAAAGUUCUCGUGUUGUAUUGUAAGCAUGUAACUACAUAUGCUGAACCCAAAAACAUAGGUACGGUUUUUGUUACAAUCUACCAUCAUCAAUCUGAUCA
Messenger RNA from Panicum hallii, 1134 nucleotides. Its product is annotated as cysteine-rich repeat secretory protein 12-like. Gene Ontology annotation, cellular component: plasmodesma. The transcript has a single exon. NCBI's taxonomy places the organism in Eukaryota, Viridiplantae, Streptophyta, Magnoliopsida, Poales, Poaceae. The record is from RefSeq and is a predicted model, not a curated record. Bases 66 to 872 code for a protein of 268 amino acids.